CAUCCUCUCGUGUGGAUUUCCUUGGUUCCUCGAUGCGAGUGCUGCUUUUGCCGUUGGCUUCUCUCCAGUUCUACCACCAGUGUCACAAGAUGGCCCCCAAGAAGGCAGAACCAAAGAAGGAGGCCCCGAAACCAGCACCCCCUCCAGAACCAGAAAAGCCAAAGGAGCCUGAGUUUGACCCCAAGAGCAUCCCGAUCGAGUUCACUCCCGACCAGAUUGAAGAGUUUAAAGAGGCGUUCCUGCUGUUCGACAGAACGCCAACUGGUGAGAUGAAGAUCUCAUACGCCCAGUGUGGGGAUGUCAUGAGAGCCCUGGGCCAGAACCCCACCAAUGCAGAGGUCAUGCGAGUCCUGGGAAAACCCAAACCGGAAGAUAUGAACACAAAAAUGAUCGACUUUGAGACUUUCUUGCCAAUGUUCCAGCAUGUGUCUAAAUCCAAGGACCAGGGUACCUUUGAGGACUUUGUGGAGGGGCUGCGAGUGUUUGACAAGGAGGGGAACGGCACCGUGAUGGGUGCUGAGCUCCGUCACGUACUAGCCACUCUGGGGGAGAAGAUGACAGAGGGAGAGGUAGAACAACUGAUGGCCGGACAAGAAGAUGGCAAUGGCUGUAUCAAUUAUGAAGCCUUCGUCAAACACAUCAUGGCUGGGUGAACGCAAAAGGUGCGGCCAUCUCAUCUUCGAAUUAUUACUCUUUGACGAGCGUAUGAUUGGCAUAUUUAUUGGAACUGACAGAAUAGACAAGGGAAAUUACUAAAAAGC
This is a messenger RNA of Chanos chanos (milkfish), 761 nucleotides long. It is a transcript of the gene myl4, whose product is annotated as myosin, light chain 4, alkali; atrial, embryonic. Gene Ontology annotation, molecular function: calcium ion binding. The transcript has 7 exons. The record is from RefSeq and is a predicted model, not a curated record. Bases 33 to 653 code for a protein of 206 amino acids. Gene Ontology annotation, cellular component: myosin II complex. Lineage: Eukaryota; Metazoa; Chordata; Actinopteri; Gonorynchiformes; Chanidae.